Messenger RNA from Leptosia nina, 4743 nucleotides. The record is from the annotation of a GenBank genome assembly. Lineage: Eukaryota; Metazoa; Arthropoda; Insecta; Lepidoptera; Pieridae.
AUGGCUGACUUAAUUUACCAAAGUCUUGACAUAUCGAACCUUCCGGAUGAUAUAAGGGACAAAUUGGCGGAGUUGGACCUGGAAUUAUCUGAAGGCGAUAUCACACAAAAAGGAUAUGAAAAGAAACGCACACGUCUUCUGGCACCCUACAUCGCGCAACAGCAACCGACGCAAGUACGGUCGGCCGCUGCGCUCCGAUCGCCGCCAGGGAGGACCAACAGGCGACUUACGCGGAACGAGAGCCGCUACCACUCCGAGGUGAGGCAAGAGGCAGUACAGCAAGCAUUAGCUGAAAUGCAGAAUAGGCCUAAGCCUUCGCUUCCUAUGCCAUCAAAGCGGACCUCCAUGAUGGCCAAAAGCCCGGACAGAGAACGCCAUGAUCUUUCGUCAAGCUCCGAUGAGGACUCAUGCGCCGGCGACUCCGAGCUGCCUCCGCCUCCCGAGAUGGGAUCGCCCCCCUCCCGCCGACCGGCUGCGCCUCACCCCCGCGCGCAUCCGCACCCUCUCCCACAACCGCACCAUCUUAGGGAAAAGAAACACCCGCCUCGUGAUAAGACUGACAUCGAUUUAUCUGACAUUACACAUUUACCAACAUAUAUUCAACCGGACGUAACACACACGUCGGCGGGCGCCCGCCGUGGUGGUGCGCUCAUCGCAGACAGGGUGCAGUGCUAUUCACAACCCGAAGAUACCGGCACUGGCACUGGCAGAUGGAAGGUAUCAGCCAAAAUCCAACAACUUCUUAACACACUGAAGAGGCCCAAACGCCGACCGCUGCCCGAGUUUUACGAGGAUGACGAUAUAGAGUUGGAGAUAGCGGCGAAUCCUAAAGAUCCGAACGCACCAAAACCCGAAGGCGGCACGAUGACACCAGCCGUGGGCGACCAGUUGGUGGUGCCAGCUGGUCUGCCUAGAAAUUUAGAAGCGGCUCUACAAAGAUAUGGCACCGCCUCGUUUAAAGCUAACGUCGCCACUGUACUGGAUCCGAAUGGCAAACUUAGCAAUUCCCUAACUUACGGCAAACUACUCAGCCGUUCACUAAAGAUCGCUUACGCAUUGCUCAAUAAAACAUUUACUUCGAAGUCGACUAGCGGCGGUCCGUUAACUGGCGAUAACAAUAUCAAACCUGGAGAUAGGGUGGCGCUAGUAUACCCAAACAAUGACCCGAUCAACUUUAUGUGCGCCUUCUAUGGGUGCCUUCAAGCGGGAGUUGUACCUGUUCCAAUUGAGGUGCCGCUGACGAGGCGAGAUGCUGGUUUGCAGCAAGUUGGCUUUCUUCUAGGCUCAUGCGGUAUACAAUAUGCGCUUACGUCGGACGCCUGCUUGAAAGGUUUACCGAAGACGUCUUCCGGUGACGUUGUUUCCUUCCGGGGCUGGCCGUCGUUGCAUUGGGUGUCGACGGAAAAAUUACCCCGGCCCCCUCGCGACUGGAUCCCCCCUCCGAGACCAGCUGAAGAUACACCGGCGCACAUAGAACAUACCUCCGCUGUUGAUGGCUCAGCUAUGGGGGUCAUCGUCACUCGGGCUUCAAUGCUGGCCCACUGCAGGAUGUUGUCUGUCGCAUGCAAUUACACGGAAGGUGAACACAUGGUGUGCGUCUUAGACUUCAAGCGCGAAACUGGAUUAUGGCACGCGGUGUUAGCCAGCGUCCUCAACGGAAUGCAUGUCAUCUUCAUUCCUUACGCCCUCAUGAAGGUCAGCCCGGCGUCGUGGAUGCAUAUGAUCACGAAGUACAGGGCCUCAGUUGCGAUCGUGAAGUCUCGAGACCUGCACUGGGGCCUCCUAGCAACGCGGGACCACAAAGAAAUCUCACUCAGUUCACUCCGGUUUCUACUGGUCGCUGACGGCGCGAACCCUUGGUCCUUGUCGUCUUGCGAUCAGUUCCUAUCGGUUUUCCAGAGUAAAGGUGUUCGAGGCGAUGCCAUAUGCCCCUGUGCGUGUAGCAGCGAGUCAAUGUCUGUUUGUAUCCGUCGCGCUGGUCGAGGAGGGUCAUCAGCCGGCCGGGGGGUGUUAUCCAUGUCUGGGUUAUCCUACGGUGUGGUCAGAGUAGAUGCGGAGAACUCGCUCACCUCCCUAACUCUGCAGGACUGCGGGCAGGUUAUGCCUUCGUGUGUGAUAGUUGUGGUGAAAAUGGAAGGACCCGCGUAUCUCUGCAAGACUGAUGAAGUCGGGGAGAUAUGUGUGUUGUCCGGCGCAACAGGAUCGGGUUAUUGGGGCCUACCUGGUCUCACCAACACGGUCUUCCGAGUUCGACCCUUGGACGCUGACGGGGAAGCGAUCGGCGAAGAGCACUAUGUGAGAAGCGGUCUUUUGGGCUUCCUUGGUCCUGGAGGCUUAGUGUUCGUCUGUGGAUCUCGCGACGGCCUGAUGACCGUAACAGGCCGCAAACAUAAUAUGGACGAUAUCAUAGCGACAGUCCUAGCCGUCGAGCCGAUGAAGUUCAUAUAUCGGGGCAGAAUAGCUGUGUUCUCAGUUCGCGUUCUGAGAGACGAGAGAAUUUGCAUCGUCGCAGAGCAACGGCCGGAUUGUGGUGAAGAAGAGUCAUUCCAAUGGAUGUCUCGAGUGCUUCAAGCCGUGGAUUCGAUACACCAAGUGGGUAUAUAUUGCCUGGCUCUCGUGCAACCGAACUAUCUGCCGAAGACGCCCCUGGGCGGUAUCCAUCUUAGUGAAUGCAAGCGGCGGUUCCUCGAAGGCACUUUGCACCCGGCCAACGUGCUGAUGUGUCCGCACACUUGCGUCACCAACCUUCCGAAGCCGCGGGAGAUACAUUCCGACGUUGGCCCAGCGUCAGUGAUAGUGGGUAAUCUUGUUCAAGGGAACCGUCUCGCCUCAGCUCAAGGUCGUGAUAUGGGAUAUUCUGACGAUUCUGACGCGGCUCGCAAGUAUCAGUUCAUAUCCCAAAUCCUGAGAUGGCGCGCACAAAGCACUUCUGAUCACGUGAUUUUCACAUUACUGAACUCGAAGGGCGCCGCCACGAAAGUCCUUACUUGCGCCGAAUUGCAUAAGAAAGCCGAAAGAAUUGGCAAUUUGCUUUUGGAGAAAGGAAGAGUUAACACCGGCGAUCAUGUCGCACUUAUAUUCCCACCGGGCCUCGAUCUCAUCUGUGCAUUCUACGGCUGCCUAUAUGUGGGAGCUGUGCCGGUCACUAUUCGUCCCCCCCACCCCCAGAACCUGCACACGACCCUGCCCACGGUACGAAUGAUCGUCGACGUGAGCAAAGCUACGCUAGUCCUAUCCAAUCAAUCUGUGAUAAAAUUACUUCGCUCCAAGGAAGCCAGCAACGUCAUCGAUAGUAAAGCUUGGCCUAUCACCCUCGAUACAGACGAUAUGCCCAAGAAGAAAUUACCGAUACUCUACCGAGCGCCAACCGCUGAAAUGUUAGCAUAUUUGGACUUUAGCGUGUCCACCACGGGAAUGUUAGCUGGCAUUAAAAUGUCUCAUGCCGCCGUCACGUCACUGUGCCGAUCUAUGAAGAUCGCGUGUGAAUUAUAUCCCUCGCGUCAUAUAGCUCUCUGUCUCGAUCCCUACUGCGGGCUCGGAUUCGCCCUAUGGUGUCUCAGUAGCAUCUAUUCGGGCCACCAUUCGAUUCUUAUCCCCCCCUCCGAAGUCGAGAUCAACCCCGCUCUCUGGCUGAGCGCUGUCUCGCAGUACAAAGUGCGCGAUACCUUCUGUUCGUACGGCGUAAUGGAAUUGUGUACCAAAGGCCUCGGCAGCUCCGUGAAUCAACUGAAAGCCAAAGGUAUCAACUUGGGCUGCGUCAGAACGUGUGUGGUGGUAGCGGAAGAACGACCUAGAAUAAACCUAACGAAUUCCUUUUCCAAACUGUUCUCUGCUCUGGGCUUGAGUCCGCGGGCCGUCUCAACGUCGUUCGGGUGUAGGGUCAAUAUCGCGAUAUGUCUCCAAGGUGCGUCUAGUCCCGAACCGUCCACCGUCUACGUGGAUCUACGAGCUUUAAGGAACGACCGCGUCUCGCUGGUCGAGCGCGGCAGUCCGCAUUCCCUGUGUCUCAUGGAGUCUGGCAAGUUGUUGCCUGGUGUGAAGGUCAUAACAGCCAAUCCGGAGACGAAAGGCCAAUGCGGUGAUUCUCAUUUGGGUGAGAUUUGGGUGCAGUCGCCGCACAACGCGAGUGGGUACUUCACAAUAUACGGGGACGAGAGUGACUACGCGGAUCACUUUAGUGCUCAGUUAGUGACCGGGAAUACGGGCGAGGUGUACGCGCGUACGGGGUAUCUGGGUUUCUUGAGGCGGACGGAGAUAAGCACCAGUGGCGGUGGCGACGACAUGUCGUUGAUGUCACGCGACAGUGACACUGAAUCGCUGGCGUCCGCCUGCGGUAGUAUGAGUGGUCUGAUGUCUGACUCGCACGACACGCACGACGCGGUCUUCGUCGUCGGCGCCCUGGACGAGACGAUAAUGCUCCGGGGCAUGCGCUACCACCCGAUCGACAUUGAGAACUCCGUAAUGAGGUGCCACAAGAAAAUCGCUGAAUGCGCCGUAUUCACCUGGACGAACCUUCUCGUGGUCGUCGUGGAACUGGACGGCAACGAUAGCGAGGCUCUUAACCUGGUACCGCUGGUCACCAACACGGUCCUGGAAGAGCACCACUUGAUCGUCGGCGUCGUGGUCGUCGUCGAUCCGGGCGUGGUGCCGAUAAACUCUCGCGGCGAGAAACAGCGGAUGCACCUCCGGGACGGGUUCCUCUCCGAUCAAAUAGAUGCCAUUUACAUCGCAUACAAUAUGUAA